AUGAACUUCAGACUCUCAUCGUUGAUUCUGCUGCUGCUCAUUCCAGGCCCUGCAGCACUGGAUCAGCUCUCUGUGACCUGUGAAAAGAGUAUUUGUGCUGCGAAGGGGUCAGAAGUGACACUGAGCUGCUCUUACUUCAACAUCGAAAUCAAAACUGGGUUCUGGUUCAGCGAGAAACAAAGUACAAACUGGAGAAAAAAUUACAAACCUGAAGAUUUGACUUUAGACUCAGACUACUCAGGACGGGUGAAGCAGACAGUCACAAACUACCAUUCAACACUCACAAUAUCAGACGUGAGAGAGAGAGACUCUGGAGAAUAUCAGCUCAUGUUCAUCAUGAAGGAUGGAGUUAAACAUCUCAGCUCAGCAGCCGUCAAUCUAACAGUCACAGUCCUGCAGGUGAAGAUGAAUCCUGUAUAUACAGACACGAUAGAUGAGAGAGUAAAACUGACUUGUGCCUCUUCCUGCACCUCUGGAGUUUCUUACCACUGGCUGAAGAACGGUCAGGAUUUAGAUACAGAGUCCCGCGAUAUAAUUGUGUCAAUCAGCCCAAAUGCUGUCAAAUUUUCCUGUUUUUUUCAUCCAGACCGAACAAAUGCCUCCUCUUAUCUGUGUGUUUCUCCAAACGGCUGCUGGGAUGUGACUUACUCCUCUAGAAGAGUCUGUGCUUUGGUUGGCUCAACUGUAGACAUUUCCUGCUCAUACUUACAUCCCUCUAGUGAUACUGUAAAUAAAACAUUCUGGCAUUACGGUCGGCCUGACGUAAAGGAUCUGCUUGAGGAGCAUCAGUUUGCUGGUCGUGUGGAGUAUGUGGGGAACAAACUGAGAAUCAAAGAGCUCAAGAGCAGCGACUCUGGAGAAUAUCGAUUCAGGUUCAUCACUGACUCAGACCAAUACUCAGGAUCACCUGGAGUCACUCUUACUGUUACAGAUACACAAGUGACAAGGAGCCCGUCCACUGUCUCAGGAGAAGAAAAAGUGAUAUUAAACUGUUUAACUAAAUGCACUCUGAACAACAAACAUACUUACAUCUGGUACAAGAACGGACGACAGGUAACAGAUGGAUUCACUAAAGUGAACAAGCUGUACCUGGACUCAGUCACCAAUGAAGAGCUUCAACAGUAUUCCUGUGCUGUAGGAGACCAAGAGGAGAGCACAGCUCUAAGAAACACUACUGUCAUACUGUGUGUUUUUUUGACUCUUGCUCUCAUAGGAAUCCUGUGGUAUAGGAGGAGAAUAUGUACUUUGUCUAAAACCCACAUGAUUGAAAAGGGGGAGGAGGAGGUUCAGUGUGGCUCAGUGCACAAUAACACUGCACCCUCUGACUUCACGCAAAAAGCAGAUGCCGACAAUCAAGACAUUCUUUAUUCCAGCAUUAGUUUUGAAAAAAAACAUGCAUCUUCAGUCCCAUACGUUGAAUCUCCAACAGACGAUACAGAAGCAGAGGCUGUCCACUAUGCCACUGUAAGGUUCAAAUAAAACACUGUUGCCUCUGGUGAGCUAAUCAUGUUAUUGCAUUUGGUAUAUCAAAAUAGCAUAAUUAACCAUUGCCCUUGGCAGCUGAUUUCCUACACUGUGGUUUUCUCAUGUAUCUCUCUAUUUGCAUAAUAAAAUAAUUA
Molecule: messenger RNA, 1619 nt
Organism: Carassius carassius (crucian carp)
Lineage: Eukaryota; Metazoa; Chordata; Actinopteri; Cypriniformes; Cyprinidae
Product: titin-like
Exons: 8
Coding region: 1-1479 (492 amino acids)
Source: RefSeq, a predicted model, not a curated record